Messenger RNA from Cylas formicarius (sweet potato weevil), 5433 nucleotides. RefSeq names its product centrosome-associated protein 350-like. The record is from RefSeq and is a predicted model, not a curated record. Lineage: Eukaryota; Metazoa; Arthropoda; Insecta; Coleoptera; Brentidae. Bases 126 to 5066 code for a protein of 1646 amino acids. Gene Ontology annotation, cellular component: centrosome. The transcript is spliced from 10 exons. Gene Ontology annotation, biological process: microtubule anchoring. Gene Ontology annotation, molecular function: microtubule binding.
ACUAACCUAUACUGCUACGUUUGCUGUUUGAACACUUUUUUUUUCCGGAAACAAAAAUUUUGGUUUAAAGCGUGUUCUAAAAUCAAUACAGUUUUGAAAUGCAUUGAAAUACAUUUUCUUUGAAAAUGAAUAGCAAGAAACAGUCCAACGAGAAUAAUAUUGCCAAACAAAUUUCGGAAAACUUGAGAGAUACAGAAUUAUUAAAAAAGAGACUGCAGAAAUUAACAGCUACUGAUGAUUACGUUAUCGACCAGGUCAAAGGAGCAGGUGGCGAAAAAAACAAAAAGUAUGAUGUUCAAGAGGCAAGAGAAUUUAUGAAAAAGCAAAGAGAGAAACGCAUGGAGGAGCUUAGAUUCAAAAAGAAGGAAGAAUUGAAAGCAUUAGAACUUCGUAAAGAAAAACUUCAAGAACUUCAAAGGAAGACCAAGGAGCUUGUCACCAGAAAUGUUCAAAUGAAAAGGUCAAGAUCAAAAUCGCCUUGUUUUGAGAAAGCAACAAAUUUGGGAAAACCUAGUGCAACAUUAAAUGUAAAAGCUGCUUCCCAAGCAAUAUUUAAAGAAUGCACUCAUUCAAAUUCCACUAGCAAAGAAAAUGUUAAAAGUGCUUCAGACCAUAAAAACUCUAGGUCUUCAUCAAAGGAUUCCAAUUUGUUGUUAGCACCAGAACCAUUAAUUUCUCCUAAACUUCUGGACCAAAAUCCACAUCUUUUGAAAGUUCCAAACCAAAAUUUUCAUUCCAAACUUGAUUACUCUACAAAACGAUAUCAGGAAAAGCAUUCCCAACAUUUGGAUAAUGUUUUGUUAUCAAAUGUUACACUAAGAUCUGGCUAUGAUACUAAGAAAAAUGAUGUACCAGUUUGGUUAAAAGAAACAAGAGAACCUGAUCCGUAUAACUUUAUAAACACAGUUAAGAGGCAACUGAAGUAUGGAGUUAAUCCACCUACUUCUUUGGCAGCUGAAGGUACAGUGGAAAUAAAUGACAAAGACAGAUAUUUAAAGACAAAGGAACAAUUUCAAAACAAAUAUGUAACAGGAAACUCUGUUAGUGAGUCAGAUACUUCAAAAAAUAUUCCCAGCCUGUCCACGGAAAGUGCAACUUCAGUGAAAAGAAAUGCUGAAUGUGUAAAAUCCUUUAGUCACAGUAAAAGUGUUGAUGCGUUAAAGUUAGGAACAGGAAAGUUUGAUAAUUUAGUACUAACAGAAAGCAACAUAAACUGUCCCAUCAUUAGCUUAGAAAACAUCACUGAAAAUAACGUCGAGUUUGCCUUUCCCGAAGAGGUCAAUAAAAUAAGGAAGAGGCUUUUUGAUCGUUUUGAUUCAUCAAGUCGGUCAUCAAUUAUUACAUUUAAUCGCGCCAAGGUGUCACCUAAUAAAGUACCUGAAGAUCAUCAUUUAAUCUUAAUGGAAAACAAUUCGGAGGAAGUUAUUUCAAGUGUGGAAAGGAAUGAUGAAACUGAAAAUUUACCAUCGCAAUCUCUAGCCGGCAUUGAUAGAUUAGAUAUUGAUGAUAUGAAAGUUCUAUCUUCAAAGAAUAUUGAUUGUUUAGCCAAUAAUAUAUCAAAAUCUGAAAUUUCAACUGACACACCGAACACCAACGACAACAAAUCGGAAUCAGAAAUAAAAUCCGGCCCAAUUGAGUCAAAGAACUCCCCAUUGCAUUCCAAUCAAUUUAAAUCACUUUUUUCGGAUUUCCACCCAUCCGGUACAUGUUCUCUCAACUCUCAAAAGACUAGUCUGAGUUCCAAAAGAAGUUCAAAAGACAAAAGUAAUAGUUUUCCAUCAAUAAAUAAAACCCUCGAAAAUAGUGUCCUGAAGAAUAUAACACUAAGGUACCCCCAAAAUUCUGCUCAGAACCAGGAUAAAUCGAAUGAAAUUCACUUCAAAUUUGAAGCGGAAAUACAUUUGCUGAAUGACUUUAACAAAUCCCUUAGGCAAUUCUCAGAAAUUGAAGAGGCAUUUGAAUCUUUGAGAUGUAAAAAUGAUGCCCCACCACUUACACAGGACAUGUCACAUAAUGGUGGUGCAGUACCAGCAACAAAAAGCACCACUCCUUCUAGUCAACAAGCCAUUAAAUCUUUGUCAGAUUCAAACUCAUUUGCCACCAUUAAUUACAGCAGGGGAUCAGAAUUUCUGAGUGAAACCAGUGACAUGAUAUUAAGUGGUAGCUCACUCCGGUACUCUAGUAAAGAAAAUAACCAAUCUGUGAUACAAUAUUCUAGUGCGGUCGAAGACGAAUUCGAUAAAUAUGGGAAUUCCUAUUCACUUGAAGGUUUAGCAGUCAAAAAUGUUGUUGGAAUUUCUUUGCAAAUGUUUGACCAGCUGAUUAAAGAUGAAGAUAUAAGGCUGGAAAACCUUAGGAAAAUUUUAAAGAUCCGGGAGAAGACGCUAUUGGACAGAACUAAAGGAGAACUCGCGUGGCUCGAGAUACAAAGAAAGCAAUUGAAGGAAACUGGCAAAGUACAAGAGGCCUCGGUGAUCAAGAAGAAACAAAGGGGCAUUCUGGUCAGACACCAACAAGAAAAACACGAAAUGCAAAGGUUGAAACAAAUGCAGAAGGAAGCCGCCACCAACAGAAAGCACGUCCUCAAACAACAACAGAAUUUAAUCAAGAAGCAAAUGCACAACGACAUAAUGUUACCAAAGUUGAAGUCGUUUCAUCAGAAGGAACGUCGAUUGUCGGGACCGCUAAAAGUGAUUCAGUCACACACGAGCGAUUCAGUCAAGUCGAAUCUUGAAGACGAAAACAGAACUGCUGGGGUCACCGAUGACGAGGUCUGUACGAAAACAUCGCAGACUUUUUCAGUCGUGUGCGUUCGCUCGGAAUCGGAUAACAAUAUAUCUAAAGUCGAGAGUUUGGAAAUUACCGGGAAAUAUGACAGAGAACUCGACAUAUCCACCAUGAAAAGGACCCUUUUAAUGAAAGAGAGAGCUCUGGAAAAACGACGGAAGGCGGCCGAGGAGCUCCUGAAAUGGCACAAGAAACUGCUGGAAGAAGAAAAAGCCAUAGUGGAGCUGGAGGCGACCGCCAGCAGGAUAAUUUCCCAAAUACCUAGCGCCGGUAAAGUGAAGAUCGGAAAAUUUAAUACGCUUAAAAGAAACGUCUCCGAACCGGAUGUAACCAGUCUAGAAAAAGAAACCACUGUCCGAUCCAUGUCGCGAUGUUCUGAGAAACUCGGUUCGAGCGUGACCGAUUUUUCGUUAUAUGCGAGAGAGUUGGUUGAGGAGGAGGAACGAUACAUUCCAAAAAAACAGAGCGAGGAAUCCGCCAUUAGUUCCAAUUAUACCGCCGACUUCGAAGCGGAAUCAGUACCUGAAGAUUUAAACGUAGAUACAGUAGAACAGAGUAAGAUAUCGUCAAUAAGCGACCUCAUAGAAAACUUUAGUAAAAUACAAGAGGAUAUUUCGAACCUGAGCCACGUUCAGUCCAAAAUACUGUCCGAAAAUGAAGAAGCAAAAGCGCCGGAAGCCGGUGACGAAAAACCCAGCAGUGUCAUCUCUAGCGCGGUGAGCGUCGAGAGCGUCGUUCAGCUGACCACAGAAGAAGAGUCGGAGCAAGCGCAAAGUAAUGCGAAUGUUAGCACCGAGGAAGGUAAUAUUGUUCUGAAUGAGCCAACUGAAGAUACCAAUACUGCAAUUCAAACAUCUGCAAGUGUUGAAGAACCCGUUGAAUCUCAAGAAUUUGACACAGAGGUAGAGAUGGGCGGGGCAAAUCAAACUUUUGUAGUAACAAGAGGUACCGAAGGAGAGGAGGAUAAAAGCGAACAACCCGUUUCUAUGGACGAAACAUUCGAACGACCAUCUUCAACGUCAAAAAAUGAAUCAGAACACCAAAACUCGGCUGAUUCUAAUCAUUCAAGUUCGAUAUCUAGUCAAAUAUCUAAAGAUGUCAAGGAAGAUGCUAAUGCGGAAGAACAAUCUCGAAUAACAGAAAGCCAAGCGAACGUCAGCGAGGGCACCAGACUCGAAUCCGUUGAAGAAAACCUAUCUUUGACUUCGCCUGCGUCGCUAAGCGUGCGCGAGGUUACCGAACAAGAUGUCGCUUCGACUUCAUCCGACAAAAUUUCAACCGAAAACAAGACGGACGAGGAGAAAGCGGCGUCUAUUUCAAAACAGACAGCAGGCGCGUCUUCCUUGCAGGAUGAUGUACAAAUGUCGGAGCAAAAGGACACGGAGUCGAGGACGGUUGUCGACGUGAAGCAGAGAGUUUCCGAAAUAAUGUCGGAGGUUUCGCGGUGCGAGAAAAGUCCACGCAUGCAAGAUCUGUGCGUCAUGACAUAUGAUCUGACUUCGCCACCGAAUUCGCCUGAAUUGGAUACAGCGUCGGAAAUAGACAAAAGGGUUUACCUCGGAAGUGUUGCAGAGGAGCUGUUAAAGAAGCAAUUGGCUAUUGAACAAGAGAUUAAAUUGCUAACCGAACAGCAAGUAAUCUACAGGGAAAUACCGAAUAAACCGCCGCCUCCGUAUACACCCCCGGCGACCGUAAAACCCGUUCCCGCGCCCACCGUCAUUCCCAGAAACAAAGAGGAAAUCGAGGAGAUCACCAAAUAUUCGGCCAAGAUCAUCUACAAAGCCUACAUGAGCAAAAAUUUAGAAAACAUUACGAUUUCCGAUAACACGCUCAACCUUAUAGCGAAGAACAUCGACAAGAACGCUUAUAAAUUUGUAUUCGACUUAUGUAAGGAGGUGGCCAUCGAGCACUUCGGGCAGUUCGAAGAGGAAACCUGUCCGUCGUGGUUUCGUCGCCCGAAGAAGGUGACUUUGGCGCCCGCGAAGCCAUUGGACGCAACCGGUCUCGAGAAGCUGAUGCACAAGAAACUUUUAGAGAUAUUCGGCUACGAGAAGCGCAACAUUCGAGAGAGCACGAUCAUCAAAUGGAGCAGGAAGAAACGGGACCACGUGGACGAGCUGCUGGUUCAGGAGAUGCAGGCCGAAGAGUCAUCGUGGACUAAUUUCGACGACGAUGAGCUGAUAGUGAAGGACAGGGUGACUAACGAAAUUUUGGAGCAGUUGCUGCAAGACACUGCCCAGUGUUUGUUACGCGUCUGGCAAAAGAAAUGCCAAAAAUGAAUCUCGCCGACGCAGCGGUAAGCAGGUUUUCGGUCUGUGAUACAACGUAAGAUAUUGAUGAGAUUAGGAUUUAAUCCGUCAAGACUGGAUUUUUUUUUCAAGUAGCAAGUUAUAUUGAAAAUUUAAGGUAGGUUAAAUGAUGCAGCUUUAUUCACGCGCAGCUCUUUUUCUCAGUUAAGUAUUCUUUUUUGUUUUUUAUUGUUUUAAACUAAAUGUUAUUGCUCGUAGUAAAAUGCGGACAGGUCAAUUUUGUAUUAUACGAUUUUAUUUUUUUAAAGUGCCCCACCCACCGGUAAUUUUGUAACGUUUGCGUCGAUUUAAUCAUAAUUUAACGGUUGAAUUAAUUCUUUUUUAUUAUACUGUCAGU